AUGCCCGCUCCAACAGACGUCAGCCAGCUUCGCGCUUUUCUCGGACUCAUCAACUUCUACGGCAAUUUCGUCAAGGAUCUGCACGAUCUUCGCGCUCCGCUAGACGCCCUUACGAAGAAGGAUGCUGUCUACAAGUGGUCACCGGAGUGCAAAACUUCCUUCAACAAGAUCAAGGCAACACUCAGCUCGGAUCUCCUGCUGACUCAUUACGACCCGGCUCUACCGAUCAUC
Molecule: messenger RNA, 231 nt
Organism: Cooperia oncophora
Lineage: Eukaryota; Metazoa; Nematoda; Chromadorea; Rhabditida; Trichostrongylidae
Source: the annotation of a GenBank genome assembly